AUGAUUCAACAUCCUGGAAUCAAGAAUGAAACAGCAAUUAUUUUGAAAGGACUUCAGGGAACAGGUAAAAACAGAUUUACAGACAUUAUUUCUGAACUUCUCGCCGGUUAUUCAUGUAAAAACAUUACUGAAAUAAGUGAGCUAACGGGUAAUUUCAACUCAGUAGUUGAAAAUAAAAUGUUUCUUGUACUUAAUGAACUCAAGAAUGUAGGUGAAGACAGACUUGCAAACUUCAACGCUUUGAAAUCAAUUAUAACGGAUAAUGAGAUAAGAAUUAAUGAAAAGAAUCAACCCAGAAGAACUGCUCAGAACGUUGCAAACUUCAUUUUCGUAACUAACAACGUCUACCCUGUCAAAAUUGAAGUUGGAGACAGAAGAUACGUAGUUUUAAGAGUUAAUGGUAAAUUCAAGGGUCAAUUUGAUUACUUCAAGAAUUUAAUGGAUUCAUGCACAAAGGAAUUUUAUGAUAACCUUUUAACAUAUUUUAUGCAAUAUGACCUUUCAUCAUUUAAUGUACGAAUCAUACCGAUGACUGAAGCCAAACAAGAUUUAAUCGAGUUAUCAACAAAUCCUUUAGAUGUAUGGAUAAAUACACAUUAUGAUGAAUUGUGUGCAGGUAUGACGUGUAAAAAUGCUCUAUUCUGCAAACCAUCAGACAUGAAAGACAAGAAUUUCCAAAUGAGCAUUAAGGAUAAAUGUGAAAGGAAACAAAGAAAAAUAGAUGGUAAACAAACAUGGUAUUAUGUUUUGAAAGAAGAAAUGAAAGGAUUAUAUAAACAAAUUGAACCAAAC
Molecule: messenger RNA, 792 nt
Organism: Trichomonas vaginalis G3
Lineage: Eukaryota; Parabasalia; Trichomonadida; Trichomonadidae
Exons: 1
Source: RefSeq, a predicted model, not a curated record